Molecule: messenger RNA, 2992 nt
Organism: Scleropages formosus (Asian bonytongue)
Lineage: Eukaryota; Metazoa; Chordata; Actinopteri; Osteoglossiformes; Osteoglossidae
Gene: cep78
Product: centrosomal protein 78
Exons: 16
Coding region: 110-2275 (721 amino acids)
Biological process (GO): cilium organization
Cellular component (GO): ciliary basal body; centrosome
Molecular function (GO): protein binding
Source: RefSeq, a predicted model, not a curated record
GCCAGAGCGUUGCCAUUUUCAAAACGGCAGCGGCACGAAACCAGGGAAACAGCGAACGCCGAGGAAAGGUGACACGGAGGAGCCAAGAAGCGAUCCCUUGUGGUCCACAAUGUUAGACUCGGUCCAGAUUCGAAGAAGGGGAGCUCUGGAUUUCAAGUCCUACUAUGACUAUGCUUGUGCUUUGCAAGAUACGCUCCCAGUUGCAGCGGUCAAAGCCACUGUCAACCAGGGUGUGCUGGACUUCAGUGGAGAUCGACUCAAACUGGCAGACUGGACGCCAAUACUACAUGCCUUGGCCAUUAACAAACAUCUGCACCAUGUGGCAAUUAGAAGUUCCUAUCAGCCUGCUUUCGGAGAACCAGACCGGCACAAAUUAUCCUUUAGGAAGCGGAUCCCAGCCUUUCGUUCAAAGGACAUGACAUUCCAGCUGUGCAAGGCCAUUCGAGAGUGCCUCAGCAUCUCGCCGAGUCUCCGAACUCUCCAGCUUUAUGGACUGCCUCUGAGGCCUCGAGAUCUAAUUAUUCUUACUAAGGGUUUAGCAAAAAGUGAAUCUUUAGAACACCUUUCACUGGCCUACUGCCCUAUAGCUGAUGAGGGAUUGGAAACAAUCUGCCAAAGUGUGAAAUACUCUACCUCGAUCAAGACGGUGGAUUUUACGGGUUGCAACCUAACGUGGCGUGGGGCAGAACACAUGGCUAACAUCAUCAAGCACCAGGCCAUGCGGAGACACAGCGUGGCAUGGGCCGAGAGUCUGCGGUACAGAAAACCACAACUGGAGAGCAUGAGUGGCCUUCGCAGGAUCACUUUGAGCUGCAACAUGCUGAUUGGAGACCGAGGAGCUGCUGUCCUUGCCCAGGAGCUGGCGGAGGACCUGUGGGUCAAAGCAUUAGACAUUCAGAAAUGUGGCCUUUCCAAUGUGGGGGCUAAGGCUCUACUAGAGGCUCUGGAGUCCAACACCACCAUUACUGUUUUAGACAUCAGAAAGAACCCUCUUGUAGACAACUCCCUCAUAAAGGCAGUGAUUGAAAAAGUUCUCCUGAACACAGAUGAAAACAGUUCUCAGUACUCCUGGAUCAUGUUGCCGUCAUCAAAAGAUGCCCAGAAAUCCUCAAGAGAGAGGCCGACCAGAAUUUCUCCAAAUGUAGGGCGAGGGAAACCAACCUUCAAAAUAGGGUCUCGGAGGACAUCUCUGAGUGGCAGAUGGAGUCCUUGCGUCACUCAGUCAUUGCACCCAGGCCCCACAAGGCACAUUCCUUGGCGCACAGCAGCACGUGCUGGCAGGCAAAGGGGUAUUCCUCAGGCUGCUGGCACUGCAGAACCUUCCUUUCAGGGAGCCAGCUGUGUAAAAAUUACUGUAGAAACAGAGUCUGAAUCAGAAGAAGCCGAGAGUCCCAGACAGACCCCUGUGUUGGCGCCCCAGGAGAAGAUCACCGUACACCAGUACAAACGAUUGCAGGUGGAGCUGGAGGAGUACCGAUUGAGACUGGCAGAAGAGCGAAAGGCAAGACUGACAGCUGACGCCUGCCUGGUUGAGUUGGAGCUGGAGAACAAGCGACUGAGGAACAUAAACAUGUCUUUGACGGAGGCAAUGCAAACCCAGCACAGCACUUCUAGUGCCCUGGAGGAUGACGCUGUGCUGGAGUGCAUUGAGGCAUCCUUCAGAAAGUUCCAUGCCUUCUUGGAUCUCCUGAAAGAUGCUGGGCUUGGUGAACUUGCUUCCAUAGCUGGGGUUGACCAGGCAGACUUUGGAACACUAACCAGACCACAGCUCACCUCCACGCUGGGUAGAGGUAGUGCUGAGGAGGUGGAUGAAUUGGCAGGAUAUGCAUCAUCAGCUAGAAAUGGGCUUCAGGCUCCAUCAGGAAACCGGCCAAACGGCUCCAUUGUCCACAGUGAUGGACUUCCAGAGGAAUACUCUGCUGGGCAGGUCAUCACCUCAAGAAGCUGUUGGCCAGCAUCUGUAGCAGAAGAGUUUGUUCAGCAGAGAGGUCCAUCUCCUCUCUGCACAGCAGCACAUUUGGCAUCAGGCUCCAAAGAUGAAUCCUGUGGCAAAGGCUCUCAUGGGAGCAAUUCCCACGAUAAUGGUUCCCUUGAGGAAACCUCCAGGAGGUCCAGGGAGAGAAGUGAAUCCUUAGGUUCCAGAGGAGAACAGCGCAGGUCUCAGCUGUCUGGUUCCGAGGAAAAGCCAUUGUCUGCAUCAGAGGUGUUGGAACAGAUCUGUUCCUUAAGAAAGCAGGACAGUGUGGGUUCUGAUGAACAUUUUUUGAUGAUGUAGCGAUCUAUCAGGCUAUGAAGGAAAUGCUGUAGUUUUUUUCUUGGCAGGAUUGUGGUUUUUUUUUUUUUUUUUUUUUAACAUACAUAUGGCGGAUAUUGUAUAAAUGUGUGAAACACAACGUUUUGAAACAAUUCCAUGUACUAUGGCUCCUCCAAUUCAGCUCUCACCUUUUGCAAUGGAUGCUCCAUUUCAUUCCAGCUCAGCUCCUAAUUAUUCAACCUUGUUUGGGAUUUUGAUUAAAUGCCUUGCAGGGUUCAAGUCCUGUCUGCCUUUUUUUAAAUUAUUAAAAAUCAUAGGAUUUGUGUUAACUGCAUAAUAACUGAAACCCUAUGGUGCAAGUAAAAAUACCUUUUUAAAAAUUUAUCCAGAAAAUGUUUGAGCAAGGUUACUGAAUUCAUUGCUCUUGAAGGGCAUGUAGAUUAAUAUUCUUUUUGGUUUUUGUGUUACAAAAUUGAAACAUUCAGAUUUAAAGCUUUCAGUUAAAUUGGAAAUUCUGCUUUGGGUUCUAUGGCAGUAAAAAAACAAAAACUGAAACACGUAAUAUGCAGUAGUGAUAAGAAUCUUGCAUCCUUGUCAACGUUCAGGAAGGUUGGAAGAAGAGCCAUUUCGGAGCAGUCGCACCCUCUUCUCUCCUUGUCAUAUCACGGACUGAAAUUAUCAACAGACAGUGCUUUCUGUGAUCCACAUUCUCUCUGUGACAUACUGCGAGCUCCAUGG